Molecule: messenger RNA, 12319 nt
Organism: Dissoconium aciculare CBS 342.82
Lineage: Eukaryota; Fungi; Ascomycota; Dothideomycetes; Mycosphaerellales; Dissoconiaceae
Product: lovastatin nonaketide synthase
Exons: 5
Coding region: 1-12171 (4056 amino acids)
Biological process (GO): secondary metabolite biosynthetic process; fatty acid biosynthetic process
Molecular function (GO): phosphopantetheine binding; 3-oxoacyl-[acyl-carrier-protein] synthase activity; fatty acid synthase activity
Source: RefSeq, a predicted model, not a curated record
AUGUCGAUCACAUUGUUGAUCCGGCUGGUGGUCGCCUUAUUUGUCGGCGUUGUGCAUGUUCAACACAUAGGCGUUCCUCAACGGACGAUCUUUCCAAUCCAAAGAGUCAUGAUGGCCGUUCCUCAGCCCAGAACGGAUCUCCCAGAGCCGAUUGCGAUCGUGGGUACCGGGCUGCGGUUUCCAGGACAGGCGAAUUCCCGAUCGGCUUUGUGGAAAUUACUCGAGAGCCCUCCAGAUCUGUGUCGUGAGAUUCCGACGGAUCGUUUUAGCUCCAAGGGGUUCUACCAUCAUGAUGGUGCCAGGCACGGAUCGACCAAUGUUCGACACUCGUACUUGUUGGAUGAAGAUAUUCGUGUAUUUGACGCGGCCUUCUUCAACAUCAGCGCGAACGAAGCCGAGUCGAUCGAUCCGCAGCAGCGGAUUCUGCUGGAAACCGUGUAUGAAGCCCUCGAGGCCGGAGGUCACACACUUGAGAGUCUCCGUGGGUCGGACACGUCAGUAUAUGUCGGAACCAUGACCGUCGAUUACCUCGAUACACUUCUCCGGGACCACAACACAAUUCCGAAAUACUUUGCCACGGGAAUCAACCGAGCCAUCAUUUCCAAUCGCGUCUCAUACUUUUUCGACUGGCAUGGACCAAGCAUGACCAUUGACACGGCAUGUUCGUCCAGCUUGAUUGCCGUGCACCAGGGCGUCCAGUCUCUCCGUAACGGCGAGUGCCGGGUCUCGGUAGCAUGCGGCACGCAGGCUCUCCUCGGAUACGAUAUGUAUAUUGGAGAGAGCAACCUGAAGAUGCUGUCCCCCAACGGCCGAUCUCGGAUGUGGGAUGCCGACGCAGAUGGUUAUGCGCGCGGAGAAGGUGUGGCGGCUAUCGUGAUGAAAACCCUCACUAACGCUCUUGCGGACGGCGAUCACAUCGAAUGUAUUAUCCGCGAAACGGGCGCGAACCAGGAUGGCUUUUCGAAUGGUCUGACCGUUCCAAGUUCCGAAGCACAGGCCGCUUUAAUCCGCCGGACCUAUUUGAAAGCCGGCUUAGAUCCGGCUACGCGUCCCGACGACCGUCCUCAAUAUUUUGAAGCUCACGGAACAGGAACUCAAGCCGGGGAUCCCAAAGAGGCAGCCGCCAUCCACGACGUUUUUGGCCGCCAUCACGAUGCCAAGGAUGGUAAGGCCGAUCCUUUAUAUGUCGGCUCGAUCAAGACGGUGAUUGGGCAUUUGGAGGGCGCCGCUGGAUUGGCAGGCCUCUUGAAAGCCUCCGUCAGCUUACAAAAAGGCCUCAUCCCGCCGAAUCGAUCUUUCCACCGUCUGAAUCCCAAGAUUGAGCCAUUCUAUCAUGGCUUACAUGUGCCCACUGCAGUCACGGCUUGGCCGUCGAUUCCCGAUGGAGUUCCUCGACGCGCCAGUGUCAACAGCUUCGGUUUUGGAGGUGCCAACGCGCAUGCCAUCCUGGAGGCGUACUCACCGGCCACCCAGGCCAUCUCCCCCAGCGAAGAUACCCAAACAAAAAUGUCGUUCGCGCCAUACGUCUUCUCUGCCAGUACUGAGACGUCUUUGGUGGCACUUCUGGAAAAAUACUCACAAGGUCUGCGGAGUCGACUGGAUAGCGGAGAACAGAUCGACCGCUCCGACUUGGCCUGGACUCUACACUCGCGAAGGACUCGAUUUCCCAUCCGAGUCUCUUUUCCCGCGUCUAGUGUACAGGAUCUCGUCACGGGGAUCGGUAGCAAAAUUGCCGCUGCAAAAUCCAGUUCUGGUACUCCUGUUGGGUUCCGCUCAAGUGGCAAAGCGCCUACCCCUCGUAUACUGGGUAUUUUCACUGGUCAAGGUGCUCAAUGGCCUGCCAUGGGAGCGAGUUUGAUUCGAUCGUCAAGUCUUGUGAGCGAGAUCGUUGAUCGCCUCGAUGACGCUCUUUCAUCCCUCCCGCUCUCAGAUCGACCAGAAUGGAGCCUCCGAACGGAAAUGCUGGCCGGUGUUGGAACGUCUCGCAUUUCCGAAGCAGCCUUAUCGCAACCAUUGUGCACUGCGCUCCAGAUUAUUCUCGUGGAUAUUCUCCGUGAAGCUGGAAUUAAGUUCUCUUCGGUCGUCGGUCAUUCUUCGGGAGAAAUCGCCGCUGCCUAUGCCGCUGGGUUCUUCUCCGCUCGCGAUGCAAUGCGAAUUGCUUAUUAUCGAGGAUUUUUCGCCAAACUCUCCGGCAAUGAGCAGAAUGGUCAAAAAGGUGCCAUGUUGGCGGUCGGAUCAUCUUACGAAGAUGCGAAAGACUUCAUUGAUUCAGAUGUCUUCAAAGGCCGGCUAGCCGUCGCCGCGCAUAACUCUUCAGCGAGUGUGACUUUAUCCGGAGAUGCUGACGCCAUUAUCGAGGCAAAAGCGAUGCUGGACAAGAAGAAGGUCUUCGCCAGGCUCCUCAAAGUCGAUACUGCCUACCACUCCCAUCACAUGCGCCCUUGUAGUGAUGUGUAUAUCGAAGCACUGCGGGCCUGUAAAAUUAAGGUCAAUCAUGAACGAGACACCACAUGCUCCUGGUUUUCGAGUGUGAUCCCCGGAGCCAAAGUCAUGCACUCUACAGACGAAGUCGAGUGUAUUUACUGGAAGGAUAACAUGGUGAACACUGUUUUGUUCGCCGAAGCUGUUGGUAAGGCCAUUCAAAAUGACGAGCAUAUUAACAUGGUGCUCGAAGUAGGACCUCAUCCAGCACUCAAAGGUCCAGCCACGCAGAGCAUUGGGGAUUUACGACCCUCGCCUCUUCCGUAUUCUGGCCUUCUUAGCCGAGGAACAGACGAUGUCACAGCUCUGUCAGACGCCUUUGGAUUUCUGUGGACCAUGUUUGCUGCGGACUCGGUCAACCUUGCUUCGUUCGAUGGAGCUUUAUCUGGUGCAUCUCAAUCUCGGAAGCUGAUGGUCGAUUUACCUGUCUACCAAUGGGAUCAUGGCAGGGUUCAUUGGAGCGAAUCUCGAAAAUCCAAGAGAAUUCGAGAGCGAACGGAUGCUCCUCACGAACUCCUUGGCGUUUCCUCGCCAGAGUCAAACAGCCAUGACAUGCGCUGGACCAAUAUUCUCAAGGCUGAUGAGAUCGGCUGGAUGGAAGGCCACAAACUUCAAGGCCUCAUUGUUUUUCCUGCUGCAGGCUACGUUGCCAUGGCCUUAGAAGCUUGUCGGAAACUCACGGGUGUUGACGCAGUACAGCUUAUCGAGAUGAACGACCUUUCAAUCCCCAAGGCCGUAACUUUUCCUGAGGGAGACACUUCAGGUGUCGAGACUCUUGUCACGUUAACCAAGAUCGAGCAUCACUCAGACGAAACAAUUACAGCUGAUUUCUCGCUCUAUGCUGGACCCAAUGUUAGUACUGGAUCAAAUCACAAUCUGGAACUCACAGCUAGUGCAUCCAUGAAAGUUAUACUCGGUAAUCCUGACUUCGAAGCUCUACCAUAUUCUGUCGCAGCAGACGAAAGCAACAUGUCCGAAGUUGACCCAGACCGCAUUUAUGCAGCGUUCUCGAAGCUGGGAUACGGCUAUUCUGCCGCUUUCAAAGGACUGUCUUCGACUAAGCGCAAGCUGAACAAAGCGUCGGCUCUUGUGGAUACUUAUAAAUACGCCGAGGACGACUCUACAUUCUACAUGGUCCAUCCGAGCAUGCUUGAUGUUGCUAUUCAAUCCGCAAUGUUGGCGUAUGCAUCCCCUGGGGAUGGACGUCUCUGGUCCCUUCACGUGCCAACGGGUAUCCGAAGUAUUCGAGUCAACCCAUCGGUGUGUAGCUCUCUAUCCAUUUCUGGAGGUCGAGUCCCCAUCGUCACUUCUCUCGGUGAGUCGUCUGAGUUCUCAGCAAGCAUCGACAUCCUCAGUGAGGAUGGUCGACAUGGAAUGAUUCAGGUCGAAGAUAUGGUCUUGAAGCCUUUUGCUCCUGCUACAGAGGCCGACGAUCGUUGGAUGUUUACUGCCACCACACUGGGAAAUGCUACCCCGGACGCCUUGUCAUUGACAGAAUUGCCUGAUACCCAAUCAGCCUCGCGUAGGGCAGAACUAGAUGCUGUAUGUGAGCGAAUAUCUAGAUACUUCUUGCGCAAAUGGAGGUCAGAGAUUACCGACGAUGAUUGGGAGAAGUCUCCAGAGCCGCACAAUCGACAGCUUCGAGACUUCAUCGAUAGCGCUGUGUCAGGAUCCACCGGAGCGUAUCCGGGGAAUGCAUGGAUUAAUGACACCGAUCGGGACAUUGAGCUCCUAGUGUCGAAAUACUCAAGCGAAAGGAGCGUCAAGCUUUUCUCUGCAGUCGCUCAAAUGCUCCCCGAAAUUGUUCGAGGACACAGCACAAUCCGCGAUCCCAUGAGGGUUGAUGGCUUGCUCGAUCAUUACUGCAGCCGGGAUCUCGAAUACACAAGCUCUCAGCUACUUUUGGCUGGCAUGGUGAAGCAAAUUACUUUCCGCUACCCACACGCCAGAAUCCUCGAAAUAGGUACCGGAGAUGGCGAUGCCACGAAUGUGAUCCAUGAGUCCAUCAAAAAUCACGGCGGAGCCGUUCCCUCAUACACUUACACCGCCCCUUCUGUGGAGGCCGUCGAGAGUGCCUCGAAACGUCUACUGCCGGAUAACAGCCGAAUGACAUUGAAGCAAUUGAAUCUUGAGCAAUCUAUCUCUGACCAGGGAUACGAUAUCCACUCAUACGACAUUGUUGUCCGCUCUGGCAUUUCGCGUACAGUGAAUUCACUUUCGAAAACGUUGACCAAUAUUCGACAGCUUUUGAAGCCGGGUGGUUAUUUACUGCUCAUCGAGCUCACCGGUGCCGAAUCUUCUCAAUUCUCUACCACAAUGGCAAAUCUUGCCGCAUGGUGGCUCGGUGAGAUCAGCGAUAGCAGCCGCGCACCGGUUCGGACAUCCGGCGAAUGGCACUUUCUGCUGCGAACCACCGGAUUUUCAGGCAUCGAUGUCAUCUCUUCCACGGUGAACGGAUCGCCAUUCUCCGUGAUGGUCACGCAAGCCGUUGACGAAAAAACACUUUCCUUGCGGCGGCCACUUUCAUCUUCCCCGUCUCAGGGGUCAAUCCGGAGCCUUGUGAUCCUCAGCGGAAAAUCUCUCGAAACCUCUCAGCUUGUGGAACAAAUUGCCGAUAAUCUCGCCCGCUUCUGCGGAGAUAUCAAGAUUUUUGAUAGAUUGCCUACCGAACUCGACGCAUCCAACUUUGACCCGAUGACCACAUUCGUCAAUCUUGUCGAUUUCGCAAAACCCAUGUUCAAGACCAUCACAUCCAACGAAAUGGAUGGUUUGAAGAGAAUGUUCGCGCAAGCGAGACAUAUCUUGUGGCUUACGCGCGGCGUGUUCCAGGGAGAAGAGCCCUAUCAUGCAGCAAGUGUGGCAUUUUGCCGCUCGCUGACGAAUGAAGCAUCUCACAUCAGUGUCAAUGUUCUUGACAUCUCCGGUGUGAAUCACGAUAUUGCAAAGGUCGCCUCCGAGCAUCUUCUGAGGCAGUGCAUGCUUGAGGAGUGGGACGAGCCUAAUUUCCUGUGGUCCAAGGAACCCGAGACGUACUUGAGGAAUGGAAAACUAUUGAUUCCUCGCAUUCUACCGAAUCUUGAUCAAAAUGCCCGGCUCAACUCCUCAAGGCGUGUGAUCACAAAGACGAUGCCGGUCUCAAGCUCACAUUUUUCAGUUUUAUCCGAGGCAAACCAACAACCUUUCAUAGUCGCAGACACCCAUUCGAUGAAGCUAAAGCAGAAUCAGGCUGAAGAUAUAGUCAAGGUUGAGUAUUCGACUUCGAAAGCUCUUCAGGUCACUCCUGGUACCUUCCUGUUCCUUGCGAGCGGCAAAACGGGAGAGAGCGAUCAUUCUGUGAUCAGUCUGGCGGCAAGCCGAUCAAAUGGAGUGGAACCAAUCGCUUAUCUUCCGUCAGAAGACAUCGGCGAUGCGAUUGAUGCUGCCUUGCUACUCUUCAUCAUAGCUGGUGAGCUAUUUGCAGCAUCGCUAAUAACACAAGUGCCAUCAGGUGGAACCAUUCUAGUUCUCUGCUGCGAGAAAGAUCGGUACCUUGCCUCUGCUCUUGCGCGACGAGCUACUGCCAAGUCUAUCGGAGUCUUCUUUUCCUACGUCGCUGGAGCUUCUGAAGAAUUGCAUAACCUGGAACCAUCUUGGAUACGCCUUAACUUCCAUGCAUCCCGACAUUCAUUGCGACAAGAUCUGCUCUCCGUGAACCCAACUCAUUUUCUCGAUCUCACCUACGGAUUCGGUACGGGAAGUGGUCUCGGGCUCCGUAUUGCUGAAGUCCUCUCUGCGAAUUGCAAGCAAAUGCGACCAUCUGAUGCCACACGAGACAACGCUGUCUUGCUUCCUUCCGUCGACCGGUUUGCCCUGAAAGAGAUCCUUGAAAAUGCUCUUUCUGGUGCUCGCAUGUCGGUGUCGUUGGUAUACAGCGCCAAAGUGAAUCAUCUCGAAGAUUUCCAUCUCAACCUUGACCAGUUUAUUAGUGAUUCUUUGUCCCAAUCACUAAAGAUCAUUCACUGGCCAGUGGAUGGCAAAGUCGAGGUCACAGUGCAGCCUUUCGAUUGUACCAAUAUGUUUUCACAGAACAAGACAUAUGUGCUCUUCGGGCUCACCGGCCAGAUUGGUCAGUCGCUUUGCGAAUGGAUGGUAUCGAAUGGAGCUGGUUGUGUGGUUUUGACAAGUCGUCGCCCAGCCGUGGAUCAGAGAUGGCUCGACAAUUUCAAAAAACUGAAGACGAAAGCGACGAUCAUGGUUCUCAAAGCCGAUGUCACCGAUAGGAAUAGUCUGGAUGAUUGUAUUGCCACUAUCCGAGCAACAUGCCCACCAAUCGGCGGUAUUGCUAACGGGGCCAACGUUCUCAGCGAUACACCUUUCGAGAGCAUGUCCGCCGAGAUGAUGAACCAGGCACUCGGACCAAAGGUUAAAGGCUCCUACAAUCUCGACCAGGCUUUCUUCAACGACAAUCUGGAAUUUUUUGUCUUGUUCUCCUCCAUAUCGUGCGUCAUUGGCACUGCAGGACAAUCGAAUUACACAGCAGCGAACGGAUACCUAAACGGCCUGACCAGACAACGACGCAGCCGUGGCUUUGCGGCUUCCGCAUUUGAUAUCGGUCUCAUCCUUGGCAUUGGGUUAGCUGAAGUUGCCGGUCAAUCGGUCGUUGACUCAUUACAAAAAUACGGAAUAACUCCGCUAUCCGAGCUAGAUGUUCGAUUCGCCUUUGCAGAGAGUAUCAAGCAUGGAUAUGUCGACCCGAGAGACAAGGAGCCGGGAAGUUUGCCUGCAGCGGUUAUGACGAGCGGUCUACGUACUAUUACGGACGACGAAGUCCACAUAACUUGGUACAACAAUCCCAUGUUUUCCCAUCUGGUCAUCGACUCAGAGAGUGAAGGUAACUCUGAGCACUUGUCUGGAAACAAGACCGCCUCUCUACCUGUGAAAGACAAGAUCAUGGCAGCUUCAAGUAUGGCAGAAGCUUCAGAGAUCCUAAAAGAAUCUUUCUCCAACAAAUUACGCGUUGUCUUGGGAAGCGCCGAUCAAGCAAUAGCUCACGAUGUUCCUCUUGUCGAGCUUGGAGUAGAUUCGCUCAUCGCCGUUGAGGGGCGUUCUUGGUUCUUGAAGUCGCUGAAGAUUGACAUCCCAGUACUCAAGAUGCUUGGCGGAUCAUCCGUUGAAGAAAUCAGUGAAUUGGCCAUGACGAAAUUGCCAGAUGAUGUCGUCUCACAGAUUGGCACUGGCACAAAUACCCCGAAAAAGCCCUCCAUAUCAGAGCCAUCGAAGCCACACUCUAGGCAUGAUUCUGUUGACCUAAAGGAUUCUGAGCCAUCAUCAAGUUCCAGCAGCAUCAACUCAGAGUCUGUGAGGGGCUCUCCCUUUGAGAGACCAGCGUCGAUACCGACACGGCAAACGUCGAUUUCGUCGUUACACAUCUCAAAUGAGGAGACUAACUCGAACAGGAAAUUUGUCAAACAAGUUCCCAUCUCGAUAGGCCAAUCCCGGUUUUGGUUUCUCCGACUUUUGGUCACUGAUCCCACCACGUUCAAUGUGACCCUGAAAUUUCGUAUGGAUGGACAAGUGCGCUUUGGUGAUCUUGAGAGGGCCGUCAAAAUUGUGGUUUCGAGACACGAAGCUCUACGCACAUGCUUUAUUGAGGACAAGUAUAACCCUGAUCAAGCAUCCCAAGGCAUUCUGGCGCGCUCUCUGGUCAAGCUCGAGCACAAAACUGUCAGCUCCGAGCAAGAAGUUGCGUCCGAACACGCGCAGCUGCAGAAGCACGAAUUCGAUCUCGCCGGUGGAGCAUUACUUCGAAUGAUUCUUCUCACUCUGUCGCCCACAUCGCACUAUCUUCUAGUCAGCUAUGAUCAUAUUGUCAUGGACAUGGCCAGCUUUCAGAUUUUCACCGCGGAAAUUGAGAAAGCAUACAGUGGCCAGUCUUUGGGGCCUUCGCCUCACCAGUAUCCCGAUUUCUCAGUAUCUCAACGUCAAAUUAUUGACGAUGGGACUUUGGACGAUGAUUUCGAAUACUGGAGCAAGGUAUUUCCCCAAGGCGAACAACCACCAAUUCUCCCACUUCUACCCAUGGCCCAAUCGAAUUCUCGACCUGCAGCUGUCAACUACACCGUACACCAGGUGAGCACCACAUUAGACCACGCUUUAAACGCCCAAAUCAAGUCCAUUUGCAAAGCUCAAAGAUCUACACCCUUCCAUUUCUACCUGGCCGCUUUCGAAAUGCUGCUAUUCUCCUUUACAGAUGCUCAAGAGCUUACCAUCGGUAUUGCGGAUGCCAAUCGCAACGAAAGCAACACCAUAGACAGCAUUGGCUUCUUUCUCAAUCUGCUGACGUUGCGCUUUCAACGCAAAUCCCAUCAAAAGUUUGCAGAUGCCAUUGUGGAAGCCCGUAAUACAGCCUACGGAGCACUCGGGCACUCUCGUCUUCCAUUUGACGUGCUUCUCAAGAAAUUGAACGUUGCGCGUUCCUCGUCAUACAGCCCUUUUUUCCAAGUGUUUUUCGACUAUCGGCAGCAAACCAGUGAUCGACAGUCUUGGUGCGAUUGUCAAUUCAAUCUCGAGGAAUUACAUCCAGGAAGAACUGCCUACGAUAUCUCCCUUGACGUGGCAGACCUUGGCUCGGAUAUCCAUGUAACACUUCGAGUGCAAAGGGAUCUAUACGAUGAGACGGCUGCAAACAUGUUGUUGGAAACUUUCACCCAUUUCGUUACCACAUUUGCUCAGAACCCCUCCACCCCUUGGGAUGAGAUCCCUCGGUUCAGCGAAAAGCAGCUUUCAGAUGCCGUCAAUUUAGGCGUAGGUCCAGAACUCAUAUCGGAUUGGCCUUCCACGCUUCCCCACAGGAUCGACGAGGUGGCCUUGGCAAACCCCAAUAACACUGCUCUCAUUGAUGGGUCUGGAACCAGUCUCACUUACGCAGAGAUGUCUAAUCGCAUUGAGGCCAUUGCUGAGGUACUCCAUAACCAGGGUGUCUGUCUUGGCUCUCAUGUUCUAGUCUUCCAGCAAGCAACCGUCGAUUGGAUAUGUUCAAUGCUGGCCAUUAUGCGUAUCGGAGGCGUCUAUGUACCGCUUGAUCUGCGAAACCCGAUCGAACGCCUCGCAGCUCAAGCCGAGCACUGUCAGCCCAAGGCUGUUCUUUGUGACGACACCACUGCCGCAAAUGCGAGUUCUCUGAACACUACCAUCAUAAUCGAUGUGACUUUGGUAGCACGACAAUCUUCCCGCGGAGUCCCCAAUAUUGCAAAUCCGGAAAAGCCAGCCGCAAUACUGUACACCAGCGGAUCCACAGGUACUCCGAAGGGGAUUGUCAUCCGGCACUCUGGAAUCCGGAACGAGAUGGAAGGUUACACUAAGACGUACAAUCUUGGCGCCGAACGAGUCCUCCAGCAGAGCGCCUUCACAUUCGAUUUCUCUGUCGAUCAAAUUUUCACGGGCCUUGUGAAUGGGGGAAUGGUCUAUGUGGUACCCUGGAGUAAACGCGGCGAUCCUCUUUCCUUGACUGAAAUCAUGCGAGAGCAGUCUAUCACGUACACCAAAGUCACGCCCUCGGAAUAUUCAAUGUGGAUACAGUACGGAAGGGAGAAUCUCGCUCAAGCAACGAAAUGGCGUUUCGCCUUCGGAGGCGGCGAGCCUCUAACCAAUGUCGUACUGGAGCAAUUUUGCGAUCUUGGUCUUGAGAAUCUUCGCCUUUACAACUCAUACGGUCCAGCAGAAAUUUCGAUUGCAUCGCACAAAGGCUUCGUCGACUAUCAAUCAAAGAGGCUUUCGCAAGCUCCGGUUUCAUGUGGGUUCUCCUUACCGAACUAUGCUACUUACAUCAUGGACGACAAGCAGAUACCGGUUCCUGCCGGAAUGCCCGGUGAGGUUGUUAUCAGCGGAGCUGGUGUGUCCUUUGGCUACCUAGCCAACUCAGAAUUGACAUCUCGUGUCUUCCUUCCCAACCCUUACGCAACUCCAUUCCAACUCGCUAAUGGUUGGACGCGAAUGCAUCGUACAGGCGACGUGGGACAUCUACGCCAGGACGGAUCUCUGGUUUUCCGCAACCGGAUGGCAGACGACACGCAGGUGAAACUGAGAGGUCUGCGGAUCGACCUGCGUGACAUUGAGAGCAACAUCAUCUCGACUGCGGGUGGAGUUCUUAAAGAUGCCGUCGUAACCCUCCGUGCAGGCGAUCCGGAGUAUCUCGUUGCGCAUGUUGUCUUUGCCGGAAGUGCGAAGAUUGACGACAAGGAGACAUUCUUGAGGCAAUUGCUCAUCCGUCUUCCAAUCCCACAAUAUAUGGUACCUGUGCUCGCCAUCCCCCUUCACACGCUCCCACUUACCAGCCACUCCAAGAUGGAUCGAAAGGCUAUCAGGAAUCUGUCUUUGCCUCGUCCAAGGUCCAUUGAGAACACAAAAAAUGACUCCUCGGAGAUGUCCCAAGCUCAGAUCUCGCUGCGACAAAUCUGGCGCCAACUUCUUCCCGACAGUGAAAGUCUCGGUCUGGUUAUGAACGCAUCGACAGAUUUUUUCCAGUCUGGUGGUAAUUCGCUCUUGGUUGUCCGACUUCAGUCACGUAUUCGACAGGUUUUCGACGUGGCUAUUCGUCUAGCAGAUCUCCUUAGUGGCAGUACUUUGGGACAGAUGGCGAGCAAGAUUGAAGAGAGCCCCAUCGUUAAGUCUAUUGAUUGGGAAUCCGAGACAACUCCUCCGACAGUCCCACAAUUUCUCCAAGAUCACUACAUGGAUCAAGAAAAAAGUGACGCAACGACCAUUUUGAUGACUGGCGCAACCGGCAAUCUCGCAAAGCACCUACUCUCGGUGCUCUUAGCUGAUCAAAGGGUUGGAAAGAUACAUUGCGUUGCAGUGCGACAGAUUCCGCAUCAGGAAGCUCUCUUUGCUAACGACAAGCUCGUCUUUCAUGCCGGCGAUCUAUCAAAACCGCUACUUGGGCUCAGCGAAGAAGAAUUCCGAAGCCUCGCCUACGAAACGGACGUCAUUUUACAUUUAGGCGCAGUGCGUUCGUUCUGGGACAAUUACAACAUGUUACGUUCCACCAACGUCCGCGCAACCAAAGAAAUAGUCAAGCUGUCAGGUUUGCGCCACAUCCCCAUCCAUUAUGUCUCGACCUCGGCCGUAUUUCCGCACAAUGCCUCAGCCCUGGCAUCUUCCGCAUCGGCAGCGGCCUAUCAGCCUGCUAUGGACGGGUCUGAAGGGUACAUCGCAAGCAAAUGGGCCAGCGAGCGCAUCCUCGAGCGCGCAGCAACCGACCCCGACCUCGCAGUCCCAUCAACCAUCUACCGCUUCCUCCCAUCGUCAGCCGUUGAAGCCCAAUCCGAGACUUCAAAGGAGCGCAUCAAAGCUGAAUUCAUCCGGUGCAUGAACCUCACCAACACCAUCCCUAGCGCUGCUGGCUGGGAUGGCCGUAUCGAUCUCGUUUCGGGGCAGACAUUCGCGCUCUGGUUUCUCGACGCCCUAUUCACUACCCGAGGCACUGGCGUACAGUUCCUACAUUACGAAUGCCCCAUUACGAUCCAUGUGGACGAGCUCAUGGCCUGGGCCGAAGAGGCGCAGCAAGGUGGAAAGUCGGAUGAGGGGUUGCUAGAAGAGCUGCCGCUCUUGCAGUGGAUGGGGCGAAUUAAGAAAGGGAGUUUUGGGUUUGUGUUGGCGGCGCAGGAUGCGACGGUCAGGAGGGGGGAGGGGAAGAUUCAUUCGCGGAGGUAAGGAGACCGUAGUACGCUUUAUUAUUCAAAGGAAUAUUUGAGAGUUUGUAGGAUCUUUAUCAUUAUAAUACAAUUUGGUCGAUAGUAUAUUGUCCUUGUAUUAAUAUGUUAAGAUCCAAAGACCUAAUGUAAGAGUGUUACAAGAGUAG